Messenger RNA from Funneliformis mosseae, 537 nucleotides. NCBI's taxonomy places the organism in Eukaryota, Fungi, Glomeromycota, Glomeromycetes, Glomerales, Glomeraceae. The record is from the annotation of a GenBank genome assembly.
AUGUCCAAUCAAGAAGCGUAUCCUUCAACCCCAUCGCCACAAGGUACACCAGAUCCACCAGCUCCACCACCAACUCCUGCUACUCCAUCAUCAGCAUUACCUGAAAAAUUCACGCUUAUAGAACGAAAAGGAGAUUUGUUUGUUGAUGCACCAUCAACUGAUGCAUUAGCUCAUUGCGUCUCUCAAGAUCUUCGAAUGGGUAAAGGCAUCGCAGAUAUUUUUAAGAAAAAAUUCAAUGGAGUAGAAGAGUUAAAGGCUCAAAAACGUGUCGUUGGUCAAGUUGCUUAUCUUCAACGCGAUGAUCGUUAUAUCUUUUAUGUGAUUACUAAAUCUGGUGUUUAUGACAAACCUACUCAAAAAGAUUUUGAAACUAGUUUAAUUGAAUUGAGAAGAAUGUGUGAAAAAUUUGGUGUAAAUGGGUUAAGUAUUCCUAGAAUUGGAACGGGAUUGGAUGGGUUGUCUUUAGAUUUUGUAAAAGAUUCUAUUAACAAAGCUUUUGAAGGAAGUAGUGUCAAAGUUACUAUGUUUUAUCUGUAA